AUGGUUUUGUUACCGCUCAUAGCUGAAUUCCUACGUCAAGCUUACGGUUGGAGAGGUGGACUGCUCAUCAUUAGCGCUCUGAUGUCAAAUAUAAUCCCAGUUGGCAUGGCAAUUAAGUUGUAUACAGAUGAGAGUAGCACACAGAGAAAUGGUUUUCAAAGUGUCCCAAGUUCGCCCCCAGAGUUCAACGAGGGAGAAGAAAGCAACAGCAGCACAAGUCGGGACACAGAAGGUGACAACAGGGACGAGAUUGGAGUGUUUCGUAGUAUCGCCAACAGCCUUCGUCAAUCUGAUUUUUACGUGGAUCCUGUGCUCAAUGUGGUACUUUGUGCAAUUUUCGUGUCGUAUCUGGUUUGGGCCGGUUGGCACUCCUUUCUUGUACCGCAUGCUCUGCAGAGGGGAAUCUCUGUCCGGAACACCAUUAUCAUCACUUUCUCAGCAGCAGUAGGAAAUACCUUUGGCAGGGCUGCUGUAGGUGUCCUUACCAACAGCCUCGCCAAACCUGUCACCCUCUAUCUAUUCCUCCCAAUCUUGAACAUCGCCGCCCUUCUUUGCGACGUAUAUUUCACCAACUUCUACGCCAUGUUGGUGACGUCAUGUAUCUCCGCAAUGGCAGUAGGAGGGGAGGCGGUGUUGGGACAUCUGGUUGUGAGGGACAGAGCAUCUCCAGAGAAGUUUGAUGUCGCGUAUGCAGCCGAAGCACUUUUUAUCGGAUUCGGGUCGUUUCUUGGUGGCUAUUUGAGUGGAAUGAUUGCGGAUCACUUCUCAUCCUACAACGCAACGUUCAAACUAUUAGCUUUCAUCGAGGUCGUCGUUCUCCUCCUCAUGGUAGUCGUGAGAUGCAAACCAAAAGCAAACCCCGUCUGAACAUGCUGUAUCGGAAGCAUCUAACAUAUAUUUUUUUACAGUGAGCUCUGAAAGCGAGUUCGUU
Strongylocentrotus purpuratus (purple sea urchin) is the source of this 931-nucleotide messenger RNA. Its product is annotated as monocarboxylate transporter 3-like. Gene Ontology annotation, molecular function: monocarboxylic acid transmembrane transporter activity. Gene Ontology annotation, biological process: transmembrane transport. The record is from RefSeq and is a predicted model, not a curated record. The transcript is spliced from 3 exons. Bases 1 to 867 code for a protein of 288 amino acids. Lineage: Eukaryota; Metazoa; Echinodermata; Echinoidea; Camarodonta; Strongylocentrotidae.